This is a messenger RNA of Zasmidium cellare ATCC 36951, 1389 nucleotides long. RefSeq lists its product as uncharacterized. The coding region runs from base 1 to 1389 and encodes 462 amino acids. The record is from RefSeq and is a predicted model, not a curated record. The transcript has a single exon. NCBI's taxonomy places the organism in Eukaryota, Fungi, Ascomycota, Dothideomycetes, Mycosphaerellales, Mycosphaerellaceae.
AUGUCGCUGUUCAUCCAGAUGAGGGCAGACAUGUCAAGAAGCGGCACGAAGAUGGUCGUCAACGACGAGCGCGAGAGGUCCCUCGUACGAUCACAAGCAAUGAGAGCGUUCCGUCAAGAACAGCGCUGGAGUUCUAUACAACCUGUCGCUGAACGUGUGGAGUCCCAAGGAUCGUACACCAUCGAUCUACAGCCUGAAAAUCAUACAGACACCCUUCCCUGGCCUUGCGAAUCGCACUUGAUCAACAACACGCACGUAUACAGGACGGCGUUGGCAUCAAAUUUCGUCGAAGGCUAUUUCCCCAUGACCACGGCGGCGAAUUCGGAGCUUGCUAGCAUUGUCGAUUUCUGGAGAAUGCCAGCAUGUCCAGCUGAGGAGGCCGGAUACGAUGCCCUGACUCUUCUUCACUUCGGCGGUGCCAUUGGUAGUGAUCGAAUCGCACUCGAGGGCUUCCGGAAAUUCGUCAUCACUCUCCACUUGGUUCGGCACGAGGUUGAAGACAAGUACAUCCACGCUCAAGGCACACUCUGCGCAGCUCUCGAAUUGCUUAGCUGCGAGAUCUACAAGGUCGUUUCCUCUGGCCUGGAAGGGUGGGAGAAGAAUAUCGCAGGUAUCAACGCAAUCCUCGAGACGACAAACUUUUUGGAUGUGGGCAGAGAAUUGCAUGUAAGAUUUUCCAUGCAACUUCGGCAUGUGGCUUUAAUGUACGCCCUUGUCAAACGCAAAGCAGUUAUACCUCUUCGACUACAUGGUUCACAAAACUCGCAAUUGACCGGGGCUAGUGCUAUCGAUGAGCUUACUGGAAUCGCACUCGAACUUCCAGCACUUCUGGAAACGACCGAUUACCUUUGCAACGAGUGCAAGGUAGAGCAGAACUCGAUCGAGUAUCACCUGACCUUACUGCGACUACAAGAUCUCAAAUCUAAGCUCAAGUCAUGGGCGAGCGAGUUCUAUCCAGACGGCAUUCAAGCAGAACCGGGCAGAGAGGUCAUGAACGAGACAUUGCCCACGGAAUCACAUUCUCACAUCGCCGCACUCGCUCACGCUUUCCGGACCGUCAUCUCAUUACUCGUUCACGAAGCCGAAUACUGUCUUUUGACAGCCAGCGGACUCUCUGCAAAGGCUACCAGAAAGGCCGGUGACAAGUGCGCCGAAGAGCUUCUAAAGUGCAUUUCGCUCCUGACUUCAACCGUAGACGGAGAUAUCGGACAGGCCCAGGCCGUUCGAGCGCCAAUUUUCUUUGCUUUGCGUUGGUACCGACAGUCCUAUAAUCAUCAUGCGAGGCAGGAGUGGUUGGAACUUGAAGCUUAUUUCCAAGACAAAUUCGAUUACCUCGACUGGAGCGCUCUGUUGCCUUUCAGCUUUAUGGGACUUGUCUGGCUUCGAUGA